Molecule: messenger RNA, 1065 nt
Organism: Ictidomys tridecemlineatus (thirteen-lined ground squirrel)
Lineage: Eukaryota; Metazoa; Chordata; Mammalia; Rodentia; Sciuridae
Source: RefSeq, a predicted model, not a curated record
UGUUUACAAUGAAAAAUGUUAUCUGCCCCUAUUGAAAGUAAUAUAUUGAAAUCAGUGUGUUCUAGGUCAAUGGCUUCUAAGACUCCAGUUGGAUUCAUUGGACUGGGCAACAUGGGGAAUCCAAUGGCAAAAAACCUCAUGAAACAUGGUUAUCCGCUCAUUAUUUAUGAUGUAUUCCCUGAUGCAUGCAAAGAGUUUCAAGAGGCAGGUGAACAGGUAGUGUCUUCCCCAGCAGAUGUAGCUGAAAAGGCUGACAGGAUUAUUACAAUGCUGCCUACCAGUAUCAAUGCCGUAGAAGCUUAUUCUGGAACAAACGGAAUUCUAAAAAAAGUGAAGAAAGGCUCAUUAUUAAUAGAUUCCAGUACUAUUGAUCCUUCAGUUUCAAAAGAAUUGGCCAAAGAAGUUGAGAAAAUGGGAGCAGUUUUCAUGGAUGCCCCUGUUUCUGGUGGUGUGGGAGCUGCUCGGUCUGGGAACCUAACAUUUAUGGUAGGAGGAGUUGAAGAGGAAUUUGCUGCUGCCCAAGAGUUGCUGGGGUGCAUGGGCUCCAAUGUGGUGUAUUGUGGAGCUGUUGGGACCGGGCAGGCUGCAAAGAUCUGCAACAACAUGCUGUUAGCUAUUAGUAUGAUUGGAACCGCUGAAGCUAUGAAUCUUGGAAUCAGGUUAGGGCUUGACCCAAAACUAUUGGCUAAAAUCCUAAAUAUGAGUUCAGGACGGUGUUGGUCAAGUGACACUUAUAAUCCUGUUCCUGGAGUGAUGGAUGGAGUUCCCUCCGCUAAUAACUAUCAGGGUGGAUUUGGAACAACACUCAUGGCUAAGGAUCUGGGAUUGGCACAAGACUCUGCUACCAGCACAAAGAGCCCAAUCCUUCUGGGCAGUCUAGCCCAUCAGAUCUACAGAAUGAUGUGUGCAAAGGGCUAUUCCAAAAAAGACUUCUCAUCUGUGUUCCAGUUUCUACGGGAGGAGGAGAACUUCUGAACAUGCCCUUUGGCCGUGGACAUUGUUGGGAACCAGACUAUCUUAGAGCCACCUCCUAGCUCACUCCACAAGUAAAUGGGUUUAAUCAAA